This is a messenger RNA of Entamoeba invadens IP1, 1770 nucleotides long. RefSeq lists its product as hypothetical. The record is from RefSeq and is a predicted model, not a curated record. The coding region runs from base 1 to 1770 and encodes 589 amino acids. The transcript has a single exon. Gene Ontology annotation, molecular function: small GTPase binding; guanyl-nucleotide exchange factor activity. Gene Ontology annotation, cellular component: cytosol; endocytic vesicle. Gene Ontology annotation, biological process: vesicle-mediated transport. NCBI's taxonomy places the organism in Eukaryota, Evosea, Mastigamoebida, Endamoebidae.
AUGUCGACGACGCCACAGACGUGGAAAAAGACCGAAACUCCGGUCUCUGGUUCUCUUUCUCCUCCCGUUGAAAUAGACUUUCGUAGUAAAAUACCGUUUGAGCAAGUGUUUGAAGAGUUGAUGGUGUCUUUUGCGAAGCAAUUUUAUAUGCCAUAUAUUCCGGUCUCGAAGAUCAGUAAUACAAAAGAGAUCAAUUCGUCUCCCGAAAUUCAUCAUCUUCUUAGCGACAAAAUAGGUCUUCAAGCCGUUGUGACAUGUUUAGAGCACGGCUUUACAUUAACCCUUCCUUUAAUGCCUUUGACCAUCACACCGGAGUUUCUCUUAACUCAUAUGAUCAAGAAACAUCCGAGUGAACAACACUUUGUGACAUUCAACGGUCUCUACGGGAAGAUCACCGACACGGCUAUCGCACUCUUUGCCGAUCAAACGCCAAAGAACCCUUGGAAGACUAUGCCCGAUCUCUUUCACUCCUUUCCAGACCACUUCUACGCCAAUUUGAAAGAUCCAAAUGUGUUAAUGAGACGAGAACGCGAGAUCCAAAUUCUCGGGGAAAGUCCUUUACAGACUCCUUUUGGAGAGAUGAGUGUCAUCUUUAUUGACUCUCCGUUGAUAUAUAAUGGCUGUUCUUGGGGGUGGGUAAAUGACAAAUUGUUGCCUGGUUUUCUAUGGAUCGAGAAGCCAACAGUGACUCCCCGUCUUGAUCCUCCUUCACCACACAAUGACAAGACUCUUCCCGAGAAAGUGACUCCAAAGUGGUACCUCUACCCUACAGAACCCAUCGAACACUCCGGAAAUCUCUUUUUGCAGCGGUUUAAUGAUAAACGAAUGAGUGGGAUAUGUAAACACUUUGAGACGUUACUCUCGCAGUACUCCAAUGUCUCGGCGACUCUUGAAAUUAAAGAGAAGGGGAUCUUCAUGCGCAACGUCAUCGACAAAACACUCAGUAAAAUCCAACAACACGAGCUGUGGAAAGACUUCCCCGAACACGCCGAGACCGUCACCAAUUGCCUCGAAACAAUAUUCACCUCGUCGCUCUAUGAAAAGUUGUGGCCGCCAAGUUAUGAGAAUAACCCAAAAGAGAAAUUGCCUGUCGAGUGUCGCGACAAAGAUAAGCGCCUGGAAGAGAUGAUUUUGUCCCGACAAUUCAUUAAGCCUCAAAACAUAGGAUUAGAAUUCAUCGAACACGACGAAGACAGUGUAGUUGAAGAAGUGGGGUCCAUCGUGAGGGAAGUGAAUAUGAAGAGAUCUCCUGGAGAGAAAUUGAAGAUUUUUCAGUGCGUGAAAGAUAUUAUAGAAACUAUAGUAUUCCAUUUCAUUCAUAAAAAUGACAAGGAGAUUGCCGUCAAGCUGUUGAGUUUUGUUCUCCUCAAAUCAAAUGUACCUUUCUUACACUCAAACCUCCAAUACAUCAAAGAAUUCCACGUCAUCAAAAACGAACCCGUGACACUCACUUUGGAGUUCUUUGACGCAGCGUUGAGGUAUUUGGCCACGUUGGGAUUCGAUAAGUUAAACAUCCCAAAACAAGACUAUGACGUUUUGUUCUCUCGAGCAAAAAAGAAAACACUCAAUCCCAUCGCGUUUUCAGAUUAUUAUGCCGAAACGCCACUCCACUAUAAUAGAAAAGAAAUCAUCCCAAAACUCCUUGAAAUGAAACCCGAAGAUUUGUCAAAGGACGACUUGGACGUUUUGCUCAAAGAAUUCAAAACGGCGAUGAGAGAAAACAGAGAAUUAAAAAAGAGGAUCGACGCCAAAAAAAACUCUGAAAUUUAA